Westerdykella ornata is the source of this 710-nucleotide messenger RNA. RefSeq lists its product as uncharacterized. The coding region runs from base 67 to 243 and encodes 58 amino acids. The record is from RefSeq and is a predicted model, not a curated record. Gene Ontology annotation, cellular component: mitochondrial inner membrane. The transcript has 3 exons. Lineage: Eukaryota; Fungi; Ascomycota; Dothideomycetes; Pleosporales; Sporormiaceae.
CAUUGAACCUUCGACACCCAGCACUAGCAAUUGAAGCCUGAAACUAUCGGGCCCCUCAACGACGCAAUGGGUCCCCCACGUCCUCGCCUCGAAGGCCCGCAUCCCAUCAAAGUCCCUCCGGUUCGCCCUCUAUACAGAUUUAUGGCUACCGGUCUCGGCGCAUCUAUGUGGUUCUUUUUGAUGUACCGCGCGAAGCAAGAUAUGCCCGUCCUUCUGGGCUGGCGACACCCUUGGGAUCAUUGAGCGGUGGAGACAGAUUCGCGAAAUACGACGAUGAAAUGUACAUAAACAGCGGGCGAUUUCAUAUCCAAGCAUCAGCAGGACGGAAAUGAAUCAAAUCUAUCAACCAAACCUUGCGAAUGUUCUCCUAUGCUGCUUCCCCCGGUUGUGUAUCUCGAUCCGGUGCGAUGCGCCAGCCGAACUGUAGGGAACUUCUUAUCAUGCCGAUGUGUUUCUCUGUGCAGUGGAGAAGCCAAUUGGAUCGAAGAUCACGUUCAAAAAUGGCCUGGCCGCUAUCCAAUUCCCCCCUUUUUAGCCCUUACAUAUCUUGUUUCCGAAGAUUUAUCAUACCAUUUUCUUCCGGCUCCUUGCAUCAUGCAAUGUUCCUCAUCAAGGCCACAAGAUAGCAGAACAAUGGGUUUGAUAGCAAGUGGAUAAACUUCCAGCCCAAUAUGUAUUUACAGAAUAACUAAGAAUGGAUGAAUGACCAG